AUGUCUAUCUCUGAGAUCAAUACUCUCAACGUGAAUCUACGCUUUUCCAAAUCCGACGGGGAACUCAAUCUCGAACUCUACCAAACAAAGGGCUUAGGGAUGAAUGGCCUCCACAUGGCUAUUCUAGGCUCGAAUGAGGCGACUGUUUAUGCUCUCCUCCGGAAAGGUGUGAGUAUUUCACAGCGUACUGACAGCAAUGCGACAUGUUUGAGUCUCGCGACAACCCGGAACAACUCCGUAGUUGUCGACCUCCUCUGCGCUGCUGGAGCUGACCCCAACGAGAGCUGUCCCGUUAAGAUGAAGAAUACCGUGAAUAUGAUCAAUCAGGUUCUCCUCGACAUAAAACCGAGUGAUUCCGGUCGAAGACCCCCAACUGCAAUGGGGUUCCGUCAGAAUACACGAACAGUUCUUCUAGAUGAAGAUAUUGAAACACCGCUUCAUUCCGCUGCAUUUUUCGGCAAGAAGCGCGCCGUCAUGGCCUUGCUGAAAUGGGGUGCUGAUAUCAAUGCUCGGAGCUGCCUAGGGUCUACUGUGCUGCACAAGGCGAUGGAAGGAGAUCACCAACGUGUGGCGAUACAUUUGAUCAAGGCUGGUGCAGAUGCAUCCACGCCAUUACUCUAUGGUCGAACACCAUUACAUCUGGCUGCGGCUAUGGGUCAAUCCAAAUUGGCGGAAUGUAUUCUGCAACAUGGCGGAAAUGCGCUGGCCCGUGAUCAUUUCGGAAAGACUGCACUGGAAAUUGCUCGGCGGUAUGGCCAUCAUAGUAUUGUCGAGAUACUGGAACACGCUGCUGCGAAUAUGUCGGCCGAUGAGGUUCCAGGAUCUUCGUACUUUCUCGGUGCAACGAUGGAAGAGUUUGAGGCUGCUGAGCGGGAGGAACGAGCGCUCAGCCAGGCGUACCUCGGGAAUCAUGAACCUGAGCUCUCAGAUACGGAAGAGACUGUUGAGUAUUCAAUACUGAGAUCGGAAGCCAUAACAAAUAAGUCUAGUAGCUAA
Penicillium subrubescens is the source of this 996-nucleotide messenger RNA. Its product is annotated as ankyrin repeat domain-containing protein. Bases 1 to 996 code for a protein of 331 amino acids. The record is from RefSeq and is a predicted model, not a curated record. The transcript has a single exon. Gene Ontology annotation, molecular function: protein binding. Lineage: Eukaryota; Fungi; Ascomycota; Eurotiomycetes; Eurotiales; Aspergillaceae.